AUGUUGCGCAAGUUCUCAUCCAAGAUCGCCGCUCAUCGCUCAGCUGAGUCGCCGAAGAACAGUCCGCAAUCCUCAUACCAACCCUCUCACUUCUCGACCCCAGCGCGAAAACCAUCGUUCCACGGCUCUCGCUACUCGGAACUGCCACCAUCGGGCCCCGUUCUAACGCCGCGCUCUUCGGACAGAGCACCAUACUCUGCCACCGCACCCGAUGGCACACCCUACUCCGCAACACAUACAUCGCACUCGUCCUCGCAACCUCCCCAAUCCCUCACCGAGACACCGCGUUCCUCCGCCUCCGCCCCUCGUCCGACCGUAAAGCACUACCUCAGUCCACCCUCACCAAACAUCCCCUACGACGAAGCCGCAUGGGCCAAACACGACUACCUCCUCUACUCCGUCUCAGCCCGCGCCUUGAACCUACACCGAAUGACCCUCGAUAUCGAAGCCCGAUGGCGAGCUGCCGAAGCCGCUACACCCCCCUCAAAACAAUACACCAUCGGUCGCGCAGCACACAUUCCUACAUUAGUAGAAGUACAUCAGUUGUUAGCGCGGAUCAAUACAUUGAAGAGCGAAGAGCGAAGAUGGAGAAAAGACUGGCAUCCGAGGAGUCCGAUGCUAAGGUAUCCCGCUUGGGGGAAUGUGUAUGGCGAGGCUAUGGGUGUUAGUACAGGGGAGGGAGAGGCGCCGUGGGAUGUGGUUCAGAAGCUGGAUGCAAUGGUUGAGGGGUUAAUAGAGAGGGUUAAGGAGAUCUGA
Alternaria viburni is the source of this 756-nucleotide messenger RNA. RefSeq lists its product as uncharacterized. Lineage: Eukaryota; Fungi; Ascomycota; Dothideomycetes; Pleosporales; Pleosporaceae. Bases 1 to 756 code for a protein of 251 amino acids. The transcript has a single exon. The record is from RefSeq and is a predicted model, not a curated record.